This is a messenger RNA of Saxophila tyrrhenica, 423 nucleotides long. RefSeq lists its product as uncharacterized. The coding region runs from base 1 to 423 and encodes 140 amino acids. The transcript is spliced from 2 exons. NCBI's taxonomy places the organism in Eukaryota, Fungi, Ascomycota, Dothideomycetes, Mycosphaerellales, Extremaceae. The record is from RefSeq and is a predicted model, not a curated record.
AUGUCCAAGCCAGCAGAAAUUGCAAGCCCCGGCCACCGUGUCAAGCUGGUCAAGAACACGAACUUCGCCCGCAAUGGAGUCAUGGCCUACGCAAAGGCUCUCCGCAAGUGUGAGCCUCACCCUCACAGCCGGCUUUCACCUCACUCUGCUGACCAGACUGCAGUCGACAUCAAGCCAACCCUCGCCGGGCCCUUCGACAUGAUCGACCAAGUCGCCCAACCCGCAGUCCAGCCUGAUUCUCGCAGUGGCAAACCAAAGAGAGUCGCACCUCGCAAACUCGUCACCAAAGACGCCGAUGGCAAGAUCGGAGAGGUCAAGGCAACAGACGUCCAAAACGACAGCGAGUACAUUGCACAGGUGGAGAUUGGGACACCACCACAGCCCAUGGACGUCAUCUUCGAUACCGGCUCGGCUGAUCUAUAG